Miscanthus lutarioriparius is the source of this 1929-nucleotide messenger RNA. The record is from the annotation of a GenBank genome assembly. NCBI's taxonomy places the organism in Eukaryota, Viridiplantae, Streptophyta, Magnoliopsida, Poales, Poaceae.
AUGGCCACACCACACCCACACAGGCGCAGCGCAACUGAAGAGCAGGAGAAUCAGCUGCCCAACCCAAGGCAGAGAUCCCCGAACCCAAAGCAAGACACAAAAACGAGCAAAACAACAGCAAAAGGAGCGCGUCGUCGAUCCGGAGGGCGCCCGCCGCCGCCGCCGGGAGCGGAGGGCCCGAGCAGGAGCGGGAGCUGGGUCGGCGAAUCUGGAGCCCGGGGGACCUGCAUUGCAGCGGGGCCGCCGCGCGUAGCCAGAUCUCCCCCGUCCCCUGCCGCGGCACCGGCACGGCAUGGUGGCUGCCGCGGCGGCGGCCACCGCGCCAGAUCCGGCCCACCCCUCGCGCCCGCCGCUCACGCCGGCGCUCGACAAGCCCAACUCCGCCGCCGCGCGGAGGAACUCGCAGCGCUCCAACAAGCCCGUCUCCUCGAGGUACCUGUCCGCCGCCGCCGCGUCCCCGGCCUCCUCCACGUCGUCGUCUUCCUCGUCCUCGUCCCGCCGCUCCCUCUCCGCGCAGCGCACCCGGGCGUCUACUCCUCCGCCGCAGCACUCCACGUCGCCCACCACCACCACCGCGUCGGCGUCGGCGGCGGCGGCCGCGGCCGCGGCAGCAUCCGCCACUGCGACCACGAUGCGGAGCCUCUCCGUGUCGUUCCAGGGGAGUCCUUCUUCUACAAGACGUCGCGCGCCCCGCGGGCCUCGUCGCCGUCCUCACCUGCCGCGCGCCGCGGGCCCACGCCGGAGCGCAGGAAGAGCGUCUCCUCCGUGCCGGAGGCCGAGAACGCGCGGCCGUCGGGACGAUGGCCGGCGGCGAAGCCCAAGGCGUCGGACCCGCUCGCGCGCAGCCUUGACUGCAGCCUCGACCGCAAGGACUCCAUCCUCGCCGCCGUUCACCUCCUCCGCCGCUCUAUGGCCUUCGACUCCACCACAUCCCUCUCGCCGUCCGACCCGGCAGUUGCAGCCGCUCCAGACCUCUCCGCGUCCUCCGACACCGACAGCGUCUCGUCUGGUAGCAACUCGGGCGCCGGUGAUCCCCCGCGACGCGGCAUCAGCGUGCCGGCGAGGUUCUGGCAGGAAACCAACAGCCGCCUGCGCCGGCUUCCAGAGCCCGGGCUGCUGCUACCGUCGUCUGGCCGGAGGUCGUUUUCAGACAGCCCAAUGUCACCGAGGCUGCCGGGCCGGUCCCCAUCUCCAUGCCGUGGAAGCAGGGGUGCCGCGAGUCCAUCAAGAGGGCGCAGUGGGGAGGCGUCGCCAAAUGGGCAUAUGGUGCAGGCUCCAGCAAAUGCGCCAUCUAUCAUCAGCUUUGCGGCAGAGGUGAGAAGGGCGAAAAGGGGGGAGAACAGAAUUGAGGAGGCGCACCGAUUGCGCCUGCUGGACAAUCGGCAUUUGCAGUGGCGAUGCAUCAAUGCUCGGACAGAUGCGACGCUACUGGUUCAGAGCUUCACUGCUGAGAAAACCCUUCACAGUGCAUGGAAAGAAAUAUCAAGAUUGCGUGACAAUGUCAGUACCAAAAGGAGCAGACUCCAGCUUCAAAAGCAAAAGCUCAAGCUGUUUGCUAUUCUUAGGGGACAGAUGUCAUAUCUAGAGGACUGGUCUCAUAUCGAAAAACAUCAUUCAAGUGCUUUAUCAGCAGCAAUCAAAGCUCUGAAGGCUAGUACUCUUCGUCUUCCAGUUGUUGAUGGUGCAAAGGCUGAUGCGCAAGCUGUGAAGGAAGCAGUUAAUUCAGCAGUGGAUGUAAUGCACACAACGACAUCCUCGAUAUGUAAUUUGUUGUCUAAGGUCGAGGGAACAAGCUCUGUGGUGUCUGAGCUUGCCAAACUUGCAACACAAGAACAAAUGUUGUUGGACCAAUCAAAGGAUCUCUUGUCCACGGUUGCAGCAAUACAUGUAAAGACAUCUUCUAUGAUCAUUCUUACUCAAUUUCCUUAA